AUGAGCACCUUAUUGUCAUCAUAUGAAUCCGAGUUCAAGGUUACAUUGGAGCAGGCCCGCUCUAGCCUUAACAACGCUGGCAGCGAACCAUUGCCUCAACGAAAUGCGGUGCUGAAACAGGUUGAACAGCAGCAGGAAGAACUCUUUGACCUCUUGGAUCAAAUGGAAAUUGAGGUUAACAAUAGUGUGCGUGACUCUCAGGAGCGUGCAGUUCACAAGGCAAAGAUAAGAGAGUACAAGAAACAAGUGCAAACAGCGUUGAAGCAGCCCUUGCAAAAGUUGAUUGAUUCUAGAGAUAGGGAUAUGUUGUUUGGUGAUAUGUCCGAUUCAGUACCUUCAACUUUGAAUGAUGAGCAAAGGCAACAAUUGUUGUCUAAUCAUAGUCUCUUGGCGAGCUCCGGGGAUAAACUGAGGGAUGCAACGAGGAUUGCGUCAGAAACAGAGGGUAUUGGAUCCCAAAUAAUGAUGGAUCUCAGGUCGCAGAGAGAAACGUUAGAAAAUUCCAGAAACACCUUGUUUCAGGCAGACUCUUAUGUUGAUAAGAGCAUAAGGACUUUGAAGACUAUGAGUAGACGAUUGGUCGCAAACAAGUUUAUAAGUUAUGCAAUCAUCGCGGUUUUGAUAUUGCUAAUCCUUUUGGUGCUUUUCUCUAAGUUUAGAUAA
Molecule: messenger RNA, 663 nt
Organism: Zygotorulaspora mrakii
Lineage: Eukaryota; Fungi; Ascomycota; Saccharomycetes; Saccharomycetales; Saccharomycetaceae
Gene: VTI1
Product: v-SNARE protein VTI1
Exons: 1
Coding region: 1-663 (220 amino acids)
Biological process (GO): macroautophagy; retrograde transport, endosome to Golgi; intracellular protein transport
Cellular component (GO): late endosome membrane; SNARE complex; Golgi apparatus
Molecular function (GO): SNAP receptor activity; SNARE binding
Source: RefSeq, a predicted model, not a curated record